This is a messenger RNA of Salmo salar (Atlantic salmon), 1900 nucleotides long. Lineage: Eukaryota; Metazoa; Chordata; Actinopteri; Salmoniformes; Salmonidae. The record is from RefSeq and is a predicted model, not a curated record.
AUGGCAGAAACGUUUAUCUUCUCUGUUUUCACAGAUUCAGGGCAGCCCUCUGAACUAAGGAUAGUUCUGAUAGGGAAGACUGGAUCAGGGAAGAGUGCAACAGGAAACACCAUCCUGGGGAGAAAGUCGUUUAAAGAAGCCUUCUCCCCUGAGUCUGUCACUGAUCACAGUGAGAAACAGAGUGGAGUGGUGGAGGGCAGGAAGACUGAUGUCAUCGACACCCCGGGGCUCUAUGACACAACCAUGUCUCAAGAAGAGAUGAAAAGUGAGAUAGAAAAGGCCAUCUAUAUGUCAGUCCCAGGACCCCACGCCUUCCUGCUGGUGAUCAGACUGGGGAGGUUCACAGAGGAGGAGAGGAACACUGUGAAGUGGAUCCAGGAGAACUUUGGAGAAGAAGCCUCAAUGUACACCAUCAUUCUGUUCACUGGUGGAGACCAGCUGGAGGACAAAUCAAUGGUGGACUUUCUAAGUGAGAGUGAGGAGAUUAUGCAACUCGUCAAGGUCUUUAAGGGCAGAAAUCAUGUCUUCAAUAAUAAAAAGAAGAAUGACAACAAUCAGGUCACAGAGCUGCUGAAGAAGAUAGAUGAGAUGGUGAUGAAGAAUGGAGGACAACACUACACCAAUGACAUGUACAAGGCGGCCCAGAGGAAGAUCAAAGAAGAGGAGGAGAGGAAGGAACAGGAGAAGAAGGACAAAGAGGAGGCCGAGAAGAAGAAACAGGAGGAGGAGACCAGAAAACGGGUAGAGAAAGCGAGACAGGAUGAGAGGAAGAGACAAAAGGGCAUGUUGAGAAAAGCUGUGGGAUUGUUAGCAACUUUUGUCACAGCGGUGUUAGCAGGACCCGCAGCAAUUCCAGUUGGAGCUGCUUUACUUGCAAAUGAAGUAGCUGAACAUUUAGACGAUUGAGGAAGAGGUAGCAGUGUGAAGUGCCACUAUCUUCCUCAUUUUAAUGUCAAGUAGUAGCAGUUGAUUAAUACUGUACAAUGACAACCAUCAGGGGUUGUUCAACACUUUCUAACAUGAUUAGUUAUAUAACAUGUUUAUUAUUCAGAGCAUCAGGGAUAAUAACAUAGGAGGCUGUUCAGAAAAAUGUGUACUCCCUCUAUCCUCCCUCCCUGGUCUGUGUACUCCCUCUAUCCUCCCUCCCUGGUCUGUGUACUCCCUCUAUCCUCCCUCCCUGGUCUGUGUACUCCCUCUAUCCUCCCUCCCUGGUCUGUGAACUCCCUCUAUCCUCCCUCCCCGGUCUGUGUACUCCCUUUAUCCUCCCUCCCUGGUCUGUGUACUCCCUCUAUCCUCCCUCCCUGGUCUGUGUACUCCCUCUAUCCUCCCUCCCUGGUCUGUGUCCUCCCUCCCUGGUCUGUGUCCUCCCUCCCUGGUCUGUGUUCUCCCUCCCUGGUCUGUGUACUUCCCCUACCCUUUCUCCCUGGUCUGUGUACCUCCCCUACCCUUUCUCCCUGGUCUGUGUACUCCCUCUAUCCUCCCUCCCUGGUCUAUGUUCUCCCUUUACCCUCCCUGGCUCAGCACUAAGUAGAACAAUUAUUACUUCAGCAAUUACAAUAAAAUAACUUCUAUAUUAUAUAAUUGCAUUUUUGUAUGUGUUUAAUCCGGUUCAUACCAUGACAUCGUUGAAUACUCAUUUCUGAUUGGCUUGACGGGCAUUCUAGAGCAUCCAUUAUUUCCUGAUAUAUAAGUUAGAACUGUAUAUAACACACUGUAUAUUUGUAAUGUAGAACUCAAUAGCUAUAGUUCAUUCUUACAUGUUCUACAUUUGGCAUUGUUGAAUUCAAUUUUCAUAAUAGAAAGCUAUGACUGAUGUUUUGGUUAGAUAAACUAGCGAGUCUGUUUGUUUGGUUACCAAGGCAACUACAGUAGCUAGCUAAUAAACUUGCUAGCAACUUCA